GCCGUGACGCCAUUUUGAUUCGAAAAAUAUGACUGAGUUUUUCCUGCUUUGCAUGCUAAACUAAGCUCUGCGUUUGAAUUACUUUAUGCGUGAGUACGGAUCAUACGGUAUAUAUCUGAAGUAACUUGUCUUGCUGUUGAUGUCAGGUAGCUAUUAACGUAUGGGAACUGUUAAUUUGGUUGACUCCAAAGCCACAUUUGAGUAGCGUUAGCCAAGUUGAGCUAGCUAACAGUAGCCUGUGCUGUCGCAGACUGACCCCUUCUUCAAAACAAAUCACUAUUCGCUCACAGGCUAAUGUGUGCUAGCUAACACAGCUAGCUAAUAGUUAGCUGAAAAGCUAGUGACUUAGUAGCUGGCUGCCUAACGAAAAACUCUACCAACAGUCCGUUACAGACGAAAGGACUUGCAGCGGACUCUAAAUCAAAGGUUAUGGUGAGCCUUCCAGUGUCUCAUCUCCUAAAGAGGCCUGUGUUUUAAGAGGAGACCCAUGCUGAUAAAUGCCAGGCCUCGCCACACUCUCUGUCAUCUGCACAAACACAAAUGCCUGCCUGCCCGUGGGGGAGGUCUGAUUAAAGAUAUCCACAUUUCAUCCACUGGGCUUUGUCCCCUGUCCCAGCGGCCACCAUGUUUUGGAAGUUUGACCUGCACACCACCUCCCACAUCGACCAGCUGCUGGACAGGGAGGACGUGACGCUGAGGGAGCUGAUGGAGGAGGAUGAUGUCUUGCAGGAGUGCAAGGCCCAAAAUCGGCGGCUGCUCCUCUUCCUCUCCCAGGACCACUGCAUGCAGGAGCUGGUCAGCCUCAUCACCACAGAGCCGCCCGCUGACUUGGAGGAGAGGAGCCGCUUUAAGUUUCCAAAUAUUGCUUGUGAGCUCCUAACCUCAGAUGUAUCCCUUAUAAAUGAUAAGCUGGGUGGGGACGAGUCUCUCCUCGAGAUGCUGUACCACUUCCUGGAGCAGGAUCCACCUCUCAACCCUCUACUUGCCAGCUUCUUCAGCAAAACCAUUGGUAAUCUCAUUGCCAGAAAAACUGAACAGGUGAUUACCUUUCUAAAGAAGAAGGAAGGCUUUAUUGGUCUUGUGCUAAAACAUAUUGAUGCCUCUGCGAUGAUGGACCUUCUGCUUCGCCUCAUUAGCUGUGUAGAGCCCGCCCCCUUGAGGCAGGAUGUCCUCCAUUGGCUGAAUGAGGAGAAGCUGGUUCAGAGACUCACAGAGCUCAUCCAUACUGGCAGAGAUGAGGAGAGACAAUCAAAUGCGUCCCAAACGCUUUGCGACAUCAUCCGCCUUAGUCGUGACCAGGCCAAUCAGAUGCAGGAGAAUGUGGAGGCGGACCCACUAUUGGCUGUUCUAGAGUCGCAGGAAAGUGUAGCAGGGCUCCUCAAGAACAUGUUUGAGGGGGAGAAAAGCGAGGCCUCCAUUGUUAACGGAACUCAAGUGCUACUUACCUUACUGGAGACCAGGAGGUCUGGGUUGGAAGGGCUGAUGGAUCUGUAUUCUCAGGGUUAUGAAAGGUCUUACACUGUCAACAGCAGUAUUUUAAAUGCCAUUGAGCCCCAUUUAAAGGACUUCCAGCAGCUUCUUCUGGAUCCCCCCAAGAAAAGUGCAAUAUUGACGACCGUUGGCGUUCUAGAGCAGCCACUGGGGAACGCCCGCCUUCACAUGGCCCGGCUGGUGGCCGCUCUGCUGCAGACCAGUGCCCCCAGUAUCUGCCAGGAGCUCUGUAAUCUUGCCACCAUGGACCUACUACUGGAUCUGUUCUUCAAAUACUCCUGGAAUAACUUUUUGCACUUCCAAGUGGAGCUGUGUGUGGCGGCUGUUCUGAACCACCCUUCGUCAGAGGAGCGACCCAGCCCAGGCCUCCAGAACCACGAUGGGAAGCCUACAGCAUCGACCACUGAGGCUCAGGUGGAGGCGGUGGAGACAGGCAGGACCAGUGACCCACAGACCUCUACCCAUAAUGCCCUCGUGGCACAUCUCUUCCAGAAGUGUCGACUGGUGCAGAGGAUCCUUGAUGCAUGGGAAGAGAAUGAUAAAAUACAGGCUGAAGGUGGCACCAGGAGAGGCAACAUGGGUCAUUUGACAAGAAUUGCCAACAUGGUGGUCCAGAACCUGGAGAAAGGACCAGUACAGGCCCAGAUUACAGACCUCAUCAAAGAGCUGCCAGAAGACUGCAGAGGUCGCUGGGAAAGCUUUGUGGAUGAAACCUUGAGGGAAACCAACAGGAGAAACACAGUAGAGCUGGUUAGCACCCACAACAUGCAUUCAUCCAGCGAGGAUGACGACAUGGAGAGCCCCUUCCCCAACGACCUGUCACUUCAACAGGCCUUUUCUGACUAUCAGAUCCAGCAAAUGACCGCCAACUUUGUGGAUCAAUUUGGGUUUAAUGAUGAGGAGUUCAGCGAACAUGACGAGAAUAUCAAUGCCACAUUUGACAGAAUUGCAGAAAUAAAUUUCAAUCUAGAUGCUGAUGAUAAUAGUGCCAAUGCGGCUGCUUUUGAAGCCUGCUGUAAGGAGAGGAUACGCCAGUUUGAUGAUGCUGAUGAGGAAGAAGACAUUUGGGAGGAGAAAGAGAUAAACUAUGCAACACAAGCUAAAUCCAGAACGAGGUUUGGGGUGUCCCAGACCUCAGAGGGAAGCUCCAGAAGCAGCCUGGAGAACGGGGGCCGGGUUCGGGACCGUGGGUCUGAAUCUGAUGAGGAUGAGGAGUCUGAGCCCAACUCAUCAGAUCCAGGUCCAGGAUGGACAGCAAAUUUCAGGGACUCUGGAGGUAAUGCAGCAUCCCAAAGCCCAGCGGGGUGGGACACCUCAGCUGGAAACACCACAGACAGACAGGAAACUGGCUGGGCCAACUUCACUGAGUUCCAGCCUUUCUCUGGUACAGAGACUGAUCCCAGGUGCAGCUCUCCUGUGGACACAGGCGGCAGUGACGCUGAUAAACAAGCCAAACAAAACCACGACAAGAGUGAUGGUAGUGCCUCCUCUGGUGCUUGGCCAACGGGAGAUGGGAAGAAAGCUCCUCUCGUGGCUUCAGACAGCAGCUCUUCAGGGGGAUCCGACAGCGAGGAGGAUGACAAAUCCGGCAAUGCUCCUCCCACCGCAGCCGUUGCCUCGGAAACAGCAUGUGCCCCCCACAACAAGACAGCUGACCUCAAAAGUGAGGAGAGUCCAGUGUCUCUGGAGAAACUCUCUCUGUCAGAUCAUCCAAAAGCAUUAGAGCAGCAGCCGGCAGAAGACUCGCCUGUAACCACACAGACUGACAGGAAAGAGGAAACGCCACCGCCACAGGAAGUGUCUGUCAACGGGCCGGUCUGAGUGCGAGUGGAUGGUGAAAUGGGACGGUGCGAUCUGUCCACCUCCUCCAGAGUGACUCUCCUAAAUAACCUCACUGCAACUCCGGUGUUUUUUAACUGAAUCACUCUGCCAUGUUAUUGGACUGGACACUGCCAAUCAACACCAAUAAUGAGGCAGCAGAACAUGUAAAAACAAACAAAAAAAAAAUGAGAAAAAGAAAAUACAAACCAACAGACAGAACGGAGUGUAGAGGAAUCAUCUUCAAAGCCUUUUUUCUGAUGUUGCACAUAAUUACGUGCGGUUUUAAUGUAGCAGCAAUCUUUGAAAUGACAGAAUCCGAGGGGUAACAUCGUCAUUAUUUUUUUAUGUCCUAAAAGAUUUCUCUCCUAGUUGUUCAAAGCUGUUGGAGCCCGAUUGUUAGGGAUUUUAUGUCAUCACCCCUGAAUGGAUAGCACAGGCUAACUAUUAACAAAAACAAUGCCUCAACAAUAAAUACUUUUUUGAAAACUUUUUUUUUUUCUUACAGCUUAAGAGAAAGCACUUAUGCAGCCAUUUACUGUACAUUAUAGCACAAUGUAAGUGUUGUACCCUCAUCUCUGCUGGCUGUCUUAUCUGUCCUCACACAGCAAAGGUUUUAUCCGGUUUUCCCAGGUUUUUUUUUUUUUUUUUUUUUUUACCUUUUUUUUUGGGGUUACUGUUGAUGAAAUAUCUGUCAUACAUCACCAGGUUUCUGAAUGUUUUGAAGUGCUUCAGAGGGUCGGAGGAGGAGGAGGAGGGUGGGUCGACGAACAGAGCUCUAAUAGUAUUACUGUCUUUUGCUCAUGUGCAAUAAUGUCAAUUAGCCAUUUUAUUUAAAAUGAAAUUCCACGUUUUCUUUUUAAAAGAAUCAGUCUAGCGUUGUUGGAGAACGAGACAUUUGGUGUAGGAUCACACAAACUAAUUUGGUUACAAUCUCGAUUUGAGGUUCCUGAUUUUUAAAUUUCAUUUUCCCUUUUUUAGUGCAUGUAUAACCAGUUCUCUGUUGACCUAGCUAGUGAGCUAAGACCUUCUGAUUGUAUUGACCUUUUAAGUUCUUAUCGCUAUCCCCCUUAAAUCAACCAAACAUUAUCUACCUAUAUACAAAUAUUAUCUACAUUUAAAAGUAAUUUUACAACCAAUCUUGAGAUUACUAUUGUCUGUUCCUUUUAUUUUUUUUUCUCUCUCUCUCUCCACCAAGCACUUACUCACAGGGCGAGAGUGGCAUUUGGUAAGAGUGACGCUGUAUUUUUUUUUUUUUUUCUUUUUUUAAUAUUUGUUUUAUUUCUCUGAGCAGCAGGAUUGGAACGAGGGCAGGUCUGGGUUCUGCAGAGCUCCAGGCCUCUGGUGUACUUACUUAAAUCAUUUGACAGCGAUCAGGUUCUACGAUUAUUGUUUAAAAAAUUGAAAUUAAAAGUGUCUGGUUGACCACAUUAAUACCAAAUGCUUGGCUUUGCCUGUCUGGUUGUUGUCAUUGCACCUGUGCAUAAAUCCAGUCUGUUCCUGGAGAAGACCUGAGUGAGAAAACCAGGAGUUCACAGAUUCACCUCUAAUCAGCUCCUGAAGUUGUUUCAUCGUCUACAUUAGACGUUCAGGAGGAGGGCAGGUAACACCAUCUAAUCAUAAAUGAUCUGAGGUACAUUCAACUCUUAAGAGACUGUUGUGUGCAUUUUAUCUGCUUUAAUUCUACAGUUUGGAAACACUGGGUAUGUUCAUGCAUAUGACAUCAAGUUUGGAAAGACUUUUUAUUCCAUAUUGUCUAGAGCUCAGCCCCUGCAGUGAGUCUAAAAUAUGUUCAAAUAAGUGAUAGUUGUACUGUUAAGGGAAAA
Sphaeramia orbicularis (orbiculate cardinalfish) is the source of this 5135-nucleotide messenger RNA. RefSeq names its product protein phosphatase 6, regulatory subunit 2a (gene ppp6r2a). Gene Ontology annotation, molecular function: protein phosphatase binding; protein phosphatase regulator activity. Gene Ontology annotation, cellular component: nucleus; cytosol. The coding region runs from base 625 to 3312 and encodes 895 amino acids. The transcript has 24 exons. The record is from RefSeq and is a predicted model, not a curated record. NCBI's taxonomy places the organism in Eukaryota, Metazoa, Chordata, Actinopteri, Kurtiformes, Apogonidae.